This is a messenger RNA of Exophiala bonariae, 2235 nucleotides long. RefSeq lists its product as uncharacterized. The transcript has 4 exons. Bases 1 to 2235 code for a protein of 744 amino acids. The record is from RefSeq and is a predicted model, not a curated record. NCBI's taxonomy places the organism in Eukaryota, Fungi, Ascomycota, Eurotiomycetes, Chaetothyriales, Herpotrichiellaceae.
AUGGGGCGAAAACCCCGGAAAAGCGGCUACAGCUCUCGGGACAAGCACUACAGGGAACUGGUUGCUAUUGCGAACGGUACCAACCAGUACCCUACAGGCAGCGUUCCUCAUCGCCCAGCUCUGCCACUCGUACCCUCCCAACCCAUUCGACCUCAACAACGGGAUCUAUCCGCACAAUCCAACCCUCAACGGCAAUCCGUCGAUUGGCCAAUCUCACCACCAACUCUCCCAAACCCAGUCGACUCACUGGCUGUCGCGUCAUAUCACCAGUCAAACUUUGCAAACUCAACCACGACCAGUCCCACCGACCAAUUAGGCUACGAACGAAGAACAUCUCCCGAGGCGAAUACUCCUACGAACUCGACGGUGAUUUCUGAUGCUGGCUGUGGACAGUUUUCGCGAAUACAUGGAGGCAAUGCUAUCACUUCGCCUCAGAAUCUCUUUUCUUCAAUAACUGAUGAUGUUGUCGGCAUUGACAAGAGAUACUCUGCCGCCGAUACCACUCGACUCGUCCAGCAACUCGAACCCAAAUUCAUCCCUCCUCACAACCAAUUACCGAGCAACUACCCAAAGUCCCGACGCAACAACGAACCAUGGACCCCUGUACAGUAUCAGCCACCAACCAAGUCAUCUAGCAUGGACACAGACAUGCACGAUGUUCCAGAUCACACCCAUUCUCAGGAUGGACGCGAGAAAGGUGGUGGCAGAAUAGGCCCACUGUCACAGAUCCAAAGACAGCAGGCCAGCGAGGUCAGAAGGAAGGGAGCUUGUCUCCGUUGUCAGAUCAUGAGAGAAAAGUGUGAUCUUAAAAUCCCCUGUCACACAUGUGAGACCAAAGACCGUCGAAAAUUUCCCAAGAAAUGCAUCCGAGCCAAUUUUGACUGGGAGAGCCAAAGUCAUAUGUACUUCCCAGAUGAAUUGACACACCGACUUAAGCAAGACAAGCUGUUCACAUACCUCUCCUUUACAUCGUUCAGCAUGUCCAACCGUCCGGAAUUCACCGUCAAGUUGGAUCUCCACAUCGAGGAUAAGUUGUGGGUGGUUGUCAAAGAGUUCACCCCCUUGGAAGACCCUAUUCGCCAUGCUCAUCGCUCCAUAAACGACGCCAGUGGAAACAAAUCAUACCAGCGCUUACAAGUAUGGAGUCCACCUAUAAUCAUGCGCAUCCGAGACGGCGAGCUCCCGUCAACCGUCACCACGAUGAGGAAAAAUCUGAGAAAUCUUUUCACCACAAUCUUGGCUGAUGAAGGCAAAUGGGCUAGGUGGAGUACGAGAUAUUUCUACCAUGUGGAAGAGGACUUUCAAUGCGACCUUGUUAUUUGGAUUGGGAAAUACUAUAGAAAAGAUAUUGACGAACAUUCGAUUUUGGCUACAGCUUUGAGCUUACUGUGGUGGGAAUAUCUCCUCCUGAACAAAAUUACUGUGGCUGAGGACGAUCUGGUCAGCCUCGAUCAGCACUUGGGAGAGAAGCGUCCUAAGGAAUGUGAAGGCAUGCCUGCUGUCCCUGAAACCAUCAAUCGAUUCCUCAAAGCCAUCAUCUUACCAAUGGCGAUCGAGACGGCAAAGAAGCUCACAGAGGCAAUGCAUGACCGUCUUUUCAAAAUGGCAGUCAGUCAGAAGCUCAGCCAAUCCGGCACUGACAUUGCUACCUGUCUCAUGUUUGUGCUGAUGAUAUUCAUGGGCGGAAUUCAGUCAACAUUACUCCUCCUUCCUGACAUGCCAGGGGAUGAAAUCGGCAUCCCGGACUACAGCCUGGAGUCAGCAAAGUCAAGAAUACUCGAGAUCGAAGAGACCAUCAUCGAGUUGUGGACUUCGUUCCACCGUUAUACGUUAAGUCGGCGUGGGGGCGGGACGAGUGCCAAGUCAAUGUUGAGCGCCAAAGAAGUCAACUCCCCGGCCGAGGUACAUGCUCGUGAACAUAAUCUCGUGGGCAAGAUGAAGAAGGGGAUCGAGGAUGACUACGGUACGUGCCUGCCGCCCGCCUUGGACGUUGCUGCCCUGUUGCUGUCGUAUCGGCCAGGCCGACGUCAAUUGCAGAUGCAGCAGCAGUUGUUGGUGAAAGAACAGAUGAGAUAUAGAUUUGAGGCUGAUUGGUUCCCCCUCUCAGUAAAAGAACGACCGUUGGAUUUGACUAUGAGCACGAAUCACGGAUAUGUGCUUGAUGGAUUCCGUGCUACCAAUAUCAGCAGGCUGUGCUGGAGGGUUUGGGCCAAUAUCGAAACCGGCGCCUUUUGA